AUGGCUGGUCUGAGUCUGCACAAUGACGCUGCUACCACAACGGGAUACGCCGUGGCUAGUGAGCCACGAGCGGCUGCAGCAGGAAAUGCCGCAGCAGGUGCUGCAGGAACUGAAGCAGGCGAUGAUUGCCUGUCCGACGCAGUGUGUCUCCUUUCUUCUGGAACUGCAGCGGCGGAAGCAGCGCUUUCCCUGCUGCCCAAAUUGCCGGGGCCCUUAUCUGUUUUUGAAGGACCCCUAGCAGACCUGUGGUUUCUCUGUUUCGAACUCUUCUGCUGCCGCUUGUCUUUAUCUCCAUAUCAGGUUCAACACCGGCUACAAGGUGCCUUGGGGUCGAUAUUGGAGCGCAACGCUGAGGAACCUCUGACAGGUGCACUGGGAGCUACUUGCGGAUUUGCGUUUCUAUCAUACAGAGAAGCACGUGCUCUUGUGCUGCGGCGGGCAUUCCCGAGCCAGGGGGCUGCCCGUGUUGCUGCUGCUGCUGCAGAUCUACGCGGCAAGAAUUUGCACCCACGAGAAGCCGUCGGCAUGCUGCUGCUAUUGCAGUUGCUGCAUCGCCGGGCCCAAAGGGUGUAUGCGCUCUAUGAAAGGGCGCCUCAGAAGCCCCUUGCGCACAACACCCUCAUCAGCAUUUUGCUGGAAGCGCUCAGGCCAGCCGAAGCAUCUGCUGCUUCUGCACUGCAGAAGACACUGCAGCAGCAACGCUUGCAGCCCUCUUUUGAGGCUUUUGGAAGCUUUUUGCUCCUGGCCACUGAAGGCCCCUGGAAGAGCCUGGUGCCAUGUGCUGGGGGUCUCCCUCAGGGGCCUCCCAGACGGUUGCCUUCACCCACGAACUUCUCAGCUUCUUCUGUCAAGAAAAGGCCUCUAGAAGAAGAACAGACUUCUAUAUCUGCAUCCCGGCGACGCGUUCUUCACCAUGUGGGGGACACCCACAGCCGAAGCGCUUUCGAGAGUUUGUAG
This is a messenger RNA of Eimeria necatrix, 957 nucleotides long. RefSeq lists its product as hypothetical. Bases 1 to 957 code for a protein of 318 amino acids. NCBI's taxonomy places the organism in Eukaryota, Apicomplexa, Conoidasida, Eucoccidiorida, Eimeriidae. The transcript has a single exon. The record is from RefSeq and is a predicted model, not a curated record.